This is a messenger RNA of Penicillium paradoxum, 7167 nucleotides long. Its product is annotated as CAZyme family GH13. Lineage: Eukaryota; Fungi; Ascomycota; Eurotiomycetes; Eurotiales; Aspergillaceae. Gene Ontology annotation, molecular function: alpha-1,3-glucan synthase activity. The transcript is spliced from 7 exons. The record is from RefSeq and is a predicted model, not a curated record. Gene Ontology annotation, biological process: fungal-type cell wall (1->3)-alpha-glucan biosynthetic process. Gene Ontology annotation, cellular component: fungal-type cell wall. The coding region runs from base 1 to 7167 and encodes 2388 amino acids.
AUGAAGUGGUUACUCCCCGGAGUAAUCUCGCUCUCGCUCCUUGCGACGACAGUGAAUUGUUGGCCCUACGACGAGGCCUAUCUAGAUCAUAACCUCAAUCAGAACAAGACAGCCACAAACCCGGCUGAUUACUGGGGAACAUGGCCCGGUCAUGAGGGGAAAUAUCACCCCUCACCUGAAAACUGGCGUUUUCCAUUCUACUCGUUGUUCAUGGAUCGCUUCGUGAAUGGAGACCCCACAAACGACAACAUCAACGGUACCACCUUCGAGCAUGAUCUUGAUCAUCGCAUACGCCAUGGUGGCGAUGUGGCUGGACUUGUCGACACAUUGGAUUACCUCCAAGGAAUGGGCAUCAAGGGCAUCUAUAUUGCGGGGACUUCCUUGCUAAACCAGCCGUGGACUUUCGAUGGUUAUGGAGUUAUGGACACCACCAUGCUUGACGGACACUAUGGUACAAUUCAGGUUUGGCGAGACGCCAUCACCGAAAUGCACAAGCGAGGAAUGUAUGUGUUGUUUGAUAACACCAUUGCUACAAUGGCUGAUUUGAUCGGAUUUGAUGGCCACCUCAACAUUUCGACUCCUUUCUCCGAGAAAGAAUGGAAGACACAAUGGAAAACCGAACGUCGUUAUGUUGACUUUGACAUCGGAACCGGGGAUUACAAUGCCACCUGCGACUACCCCCGAUUCUGGUACGAGGAUGGAUUCCCCGUCAAUGAAUCACAGACUGCAGGUUUAGUGGGAUGCUACAACAGUGAUUUCGACCAGUAUGGUGACAUCGAGGCUUUCGGAGUGUGGCCUGAUUGGAAGCGUCAGCUGGCCAAGUUUGCUUCCGUUCAGGAUCGUCUGCGCGAAUGGCACCCCGCGGUGCGCCAAAGGUUGAUCCAACACUCCUGCAUGAUCAUUGAGUCUUUGGACAUCGAUGGGUUCCGAUAUGACAAGGCCACUCAAGCCACCGUGGAUGCUCUUGGAGACAUGUCCAGUGCCUACCGAGACUGUGCCCGUAAGGUUGGAAAGGAGAAUUUCUUCAUCGCUGGUGAAAUCACAGGUGGGAAUGACUUUGGUUCCAUCUACCUUGGAAGGGGUAGACAGCGCAACCAGUGGCCUAAGGACUCAGCUACCACAAUGAAGUUAACGAAUGAAUCCUCCGCCCAGUACUUCUUGCGUGAAGCGGGACAUGAAGCCAUCGACGGUGCAGCCUUCCACUACACAACAUAUCGUGCCCUCACUCGAUUCCUUGGCAUGGACGGGCAGCUUUCAGCCGGCUUUGAUGCGCCCAACGAUUGGGUUCUAGGGUGGGACUACAUGUUGAGAACAAAUGAUUUGAUCAAUGCCAACACCGGAAAAUUUGACCCUCGACACAUGUUUGGUGCGACUAACCAAGAUGUCUUCCGGUGGCCAGCAAUUGCAAACGGUACCCACCGCCAGUUGCUCGGUUCCUUUGUCACUACAUUGAUGCUUCCUGGAAUCCCACUUCUUCUUUGGGGUGAAGAGCAAAACUUUUAUAUUCUAGAUGCCACUGCAGAGAACUAUAUCUAUGGGCGACAGUCAAUGUCCCCUGCAACGGCGUGGAAAACCCAUGGCUGCUUCCACUUAAAGUCUUCCCAGUACUACGACUGGCCUCUGUUAUCAGCGAAAACAGGCUGUGAGGAUGCAAAGGUUGUUUACGACCACCGCGACCCUUCCCAUCCUCUUCGAAACAUCAUAAAGCAGAUGUAUCAUUUGCGCGAACAGUACCCAGUUCUCAACGAUGGCUAUUCGCUUGGCAAUCUGUCGAAAAGAACUGAUGAUGUUUACUAUCCUGGUUCUAAUGAUACAGCCACAGAGACUGGGAUGUGGUCCGUUUUUAGAGAUGUGAACACUGAGGUUCAAAACCUGGGCUCUAAUGAUGACAACCAACCAGUCUGGCUGAUCUACCAAAAUCUCAAUGAUACAAAAACUUACACCUUCGACUGCGACUCCGACAAUCCCAACAAGACCCUGACCGCUCCAUUCGAGGCUGGCAUCACGGUCAAAAAUCUUUUUUACCCCUAUAACGAGAUCAAGCUAGUGGAAGGAGUACGCAAACUGGGCUUCAAUGGGUCAACCAAGUUCAAUGGCUGUGCGGAAAGACUUACGCUGAAGGCCUAUGAAUUCAGUGCAUAUGUCCCUGUUGCUAAGCACAAAUCACCUCGGCCUAUGAUCACCAAAUUCACCCCAGGCCAUGAUUAUCCACUGCGUUCCACCGUCGCACCCGAUCUUCCCGAAAAUGUGACGAUUGAGCUUUACUUCUCGGAAAAGAUGGACUGUGGCUCGGUGACCAAAGCAAUCACCUUCAAUUCAUCUACAGAGACCGGGAAAAUCCCAACUGUCGAUUCGAACACUAUCAAUUGCACAACCAUUCCCUUCUUGCUGCAGACCAACUGGACUGCUGAGAUACCGGGAGUUUGGAAGUGGGCAGCAAAUCUUACAGGUGUGUACAAUGGGGUUCAUCGAUUGACAGUUAACAAUGCGACGAACUCCGGCAACAGCUCUGCCACACACGCUGUUGACCACUUCCUCUUCCGCGUUGGCCAAAUUGACAACCCAAUGGUAUUCAAUACUGCCAACUACUCGAGUAGUCUGCUCCACAAGAAACAAAAUGGCGAUCUUUUCAUUCAGCAUCACGCUGCUGGAGCAGAUAAGUACCGUUAUUCUACCAACUGGGGCACGACGUUCUCCAAUUGGAUACGAUACAAAGGAGGAAACGAUACCAUUGAAAGGCUUCCAUGGUCGGGAACCAGGAAACAGGAAUGGGAUGGCGAACAUGUGCGUGUUGAGUACUGGAGUCGUUUGACUGGCAGCAGUGACUACGUGCAGCAAGGUGACGCUGACUGGAAUCACCAAAUUUCACGACGUUUUCCUCAUGCUUUCUUCAACGGACCUUACAAUCAAUAUGGAUAUGACGCGGGCCUCGAUAACAACAUCAAGCUCGAUACCAAAACCGGGACCUGGUCGUACCACUUCACAUCUGAAUGGCCUGCAGUCGGGCAGAUCAACAUCUGGGGCAUCAAUCCUGACGGAAAGCCCGAUCAAACCUGGGUAUUGGGCGAUACUGACAAUGAUACAAUUCUGGAUCGAAGUCCGCCGUCUGCUUUAAGUGCCACUUUGAUCAAUAUCACACAUGCGCCUGCCAAAGGCUAUCUUUCUCACAAAAUCUACUUCGAUGAUGGAACGCUUCAUUUCUGGCUGGAUCCAGUUGGGCCCCAGUCAACACAAAUCGUCAUGUUUGUCCUCUUCUGGAUCAUCCCAUUCAUAACCGCGGUUGGAUGUGUAUACAUCUUCAUGAAGUCCUUCUACAAAGUCAAAUUCAAUCAGGUCGGUGUGAGUGAGAAACAUGGCAUGAUUCCACUCGCUUUUUGGAACAAGAUAAAGUCCUCCCGUGCCAACAAAGAUCUUUCCUCAAAUCCACUGAUGCGUUUUGCCAAUAAGUCUGGCUUUCUACAAAGCACCACGACUCUGGGUGGUGCCCUUGCGUCCAGUAAGAGACGCAUGGUUUUGAUCGCUACCAUGGAGUACGAUAUUGAGGAUUGGGCCAUAAAAAUCAAGAUUGGUGGGCUGGGUGUCAUGGCUCAACUCAUGGGUAAAACUCUAGGGCACCAAGACCUGAUCUGGGUUGUCCCAUGCGUCGGAGGUGUUGACUACCCAGUGGAUCAGGAAGCAGAGCCUAUGACAGUAACUGUUCUCGGCAGUGCCUACCAGGUUCAAGUCCAGUACCACGUGCUGAAUAACAUUACCUACGUCCUACUUGAUGCCCCCGUGUUCCGUCAACAGUCAAAGACCGAGCCUUACCCUGCUCGCAUGGAUGAUCUUGAUAGUGCAGUUUACUAUUCGGCUUGGAACCAAUGUAUUGCCGAAGCAAUCAAGCGAUUCCCCAUUGACAUCUAUCAUAUCAACGAUUACCACGGUUCUCUCGCCCCUCUUUAUCUUUUGCCAGAUACUAUUCCUGCUUGUUUGUCUUUGCACAAUGCCGAGUUCCAAGGUCUUUGGCCUAUGCGAACCCUUAAGGAAAAGCAAGAGGUUUGUGAUGUAUUCAACCUGGACGAGGAAACCGUUGGGCGUCAUGUGCAAUUCGGUGAAGUCUUCAACCUGCUGCACGCUGGCGCCAGCUAUCUCCGUGUUCAUCAGCAGGGAUUCGGUGCCGUCGGUGUCUCCAGGAAAUACGGCAAACGAUCCUACGCUCGCUAUCCUGUCUUUUGGGGUCUUCGCAAGGUCGGGAACUUGCCCAACCCAGAUCCGUCUGAUGUCGGGGAAUGGAGCAAGGAACCCACUAAGGAGGAAGAUAUCACUGUGGAUUCAACAUACGAAGCUAGCCGUGGAGAGCUCAAAAGGCAAGCCCAGGAAUGGGCAGGGCUUGAUCAAAACCCCGAUGCCGAUCUCCUUGUGUUCGUCGGUCGCUGGUCUAUGCAAAAGGGUGUUGAUCUUAUUGCGGACGCUAUGCCUGCGGUUAUAGAAUCUCGCCCUAACGUGCAGCUGAUAUGCAUUGGCCCUGUUAUCGAUCUUUAUGGUAGAUUCGCCGCCUUGAAGCUCGACCACAUGAUGAAAAUUUAUCCUGGGCGCGUUUACUCGAAACCUGAAUUCACUACGCUACCGCCAUUCAUUUUCUCUGGUGCUGAAUUUGCCCUGAUACCAUCUCGCGAUGAGCCGUUUGGUCUUGUUGCUGUGGAGUUUGGCCGAAAGGGUGCGUUGGGUAUUGGAGCGCGUGUCGGUGGUCUCGGGCAAAUGCCAGGCUGGUGGUACAAUGUGGAAUCGAUCUCGACAUCCCAUCUGCUUAUCCAGUUCAAGCUUGCCAUUGAGGCUGCGCUGAAUUCAAAGACGGCCACCCGCGCGAUGAUGCGGGCCAGAUCUGCCAAACAGCGUUUCCCUGUUGCUCAAUGGGUUGAAGACCUCGAGAUUCUGCAAUCUACUGCCAUCACCAUUCACAAUAAAGAAGCUACCAAGACACACAGUGGUAACACUCGCCCUAACACUUCAUCUGGCACCAGCAUAGCAAGCGGAGUCAUUUCAUCUAUGCCCCAAGCCACGGGCCCGCUGCCUUCCCCGAGCAUGAAUACCUCAUUUGCGCAUUCCGGGGAGAACAGUCACUCCAACCAAAUGGUAGACAUCAGUUCGCAAAAGAAAAUCAGUUACAGCGCAAAUGAAAACCUCGAGGAUAUCGAAAAGCCAAAAGUGGGACUAACACGUUCUCUUUCCCUGGGCGUCCGUUCAGGCCCUGGUCAUCUUGGGCGUCUAAAACAAACAGGACAGGCCAUCACAGAACUCGAUGAAAACGGAGGAACUGGUGCUGACGGCGAGGAAAGCAGUGACGAUGACCCCUCUCACGCCUUGUUUGAAGAUGAUGAAUACACUCUCACCCCAGCUCAGGUCGAGGCCGGGCGGCAAGCCCAGGCUGCCCAGAAGGAGCGUGCUCGAAACAUGCCUUCAAAUCAGGACCAUGAUUCUGUGCAUCUUCGAUUCAUGAUCCCCCCAGGGCGCCCAGGGGCCCCAGAGACACCACCCGGCUCUGAGAAUCUCCUUCUCCCCCCUCCACCUGUUAGCCAAUUCAACCGCUUCAGCAGUGCGUCCGUCCUCUCGCUCGAUUCUGUUGUUGGCAAGAAGACAGAUUACAAGCUGCAGAAAGUCGAUCCUUUCUUCAAAGAUAGCACUGGUGAAUACUAUAGAGCUUUCGAUAAGAAGCUUAGUUCUCUGAACGGAGCCAACUCCGAGUCGCAGCUCUGUAUUGAGGAAUUCCUGAUCAAAAGUGAGCACAAAUGGUUCGACAGAUUUCGCGAUGCCAGACUGGGUCGCAACAAGUCUCCUACACCCUCGAUCCGCCGUUCAAGGCACAAUGAUUCUCCCGAUGGGAUGCUCUACGACGAUGAUAUGGUCAACCAUAUAAACAGCCACGAGGAUCAUGCGGCUGAUGAUGAAUUCCUUCUUGGGAAGGACUAUAUCACUCUACUCACAGGAGAAGUGGGUGAGACAGCGGAGAAGCUAUAUGGUAUCGCAACAACAUAUGCCAUUUCGUCUGUCUGUUGGUGGCUUGUAUAUCGAUACUUCAAAUCCGUCGUGUGUCUUUCCACCCCAUGGUUCCUGUAUGGUCUUGCGUUCCUUCUGAUUGGAUCUGCUCACUGGGAAGGAGAUUCCUUCACUCGUGGAUGGAUACAGAAUGUUGGCAGCGGUUUCUAUGCUGCGGCCUCCUCUAGUGGAUCCAUUUUCUUUGCGUCGAACUUUGGUGAUGAGGGAGGCGCACCGGUUGAGACCUGGAUUUUCCGCGCCUGUGUUAUUCAAGGUGCUCAACAAGCCUAUGUAAUUGCACUGUGGUACUGGGGGUCCACUCUGACCAAGGCCUCUUCAGAGGGCCUCUUGACUUCUGACAACAGUAUCUCUAACACCUGGAAAAUGACUGCUAUCUGUUACCCCAUUGCUGCAUUUUUGUGCGUCAUCGGUCUUCUUUUGGCCCUCGGCCUUCCCAACUAUUACCGUCAAAAGCCUGGCAAGGUGCCUUCGUUCUACAAGUCGAUCUUUCGAAGAAAGAUUGUUUCUUGGAACUUUGUCGCAGUGAUUCUACAGAACUUUUUCCUCAGCGCACCAUAUGGUCGAAACUGGAGCUUCCUCUGGGGUUCCACACAUGCUCACGCAUGGCAAAUCGUUCUCCUCUGCAUUGCCUUCUUUGGCUUUGUCUGGUGUAUUUUCCUUUUCAUCGUGAGCAAGUUCUCUAAGCACCACAGUUGGUUUCUUCCCGUCUUCGCCUGUGGCCUGGGCGCACCACGCUUCAUCCAAAUAUGGUGGGGUGUUUCUGGCAUCGGAUACUACCUGCCAUGGGUUGGCGGAUACACCUCUGGCGCUCUCGUAUCUCGCAGUCUCUGGCUCUGGCUGGGCGUGUUGGAUUCUAUCCAAGGACUUGGAUUCGGUAUCAUCCUUCUACAAACUCUUACCCGAGUCCACAUGUGUUUCGCUCUCAUUGCAUCUCAAGUGCUUGGCUCCAUUGCGACCAUCUGCGCAAGAGGUUUUGGGCCCAACAGGCUUGGUCCGGGGCCUAUCUCUCCUGACAUGACGCAUGGCGCCCAUGCCUUGGCUAAUGCCUGGUUUUGGGUUGCUUUGUUCUGUCAGUUGCUGAUCUGUGCUGGGUACUUACUAUUCUUCCGCAAGGAACAACUCGCCAAACCAUAA